AUGGCGACGCUAACCGAGACGAAAAACGAUAGGUUUCAGCACCACGUUGGUUUCGACAAUGUCCCCAGCGGCGAGGCUACCAAGAACAACACCCUCUCGUUGACCCUCAACGUUCGGCACAAGGGAUAUCAGGCUCGACGCAGAUCGCGCAGCUUCAUGGUUGGCGUCGACGAGCACUCAUACUCUGACUAUGCCAUUCAGUGGCUGCUAGAUGAGCUGGUCGAUGAUGGCGACGAAAUUGUUUGUGUUCGGGUCAUUGAGAAGGAAAUCCGCUACAAUGAUAAGCAAUACCAAGAGGACGCUGCAACCGUUAUGCAGAACAUUCUGGCCAAGAACGCUUCCAACCAUGCCAUUAGUUUUGUGCUCGAGUAUGCCGUGGGAAAGUUGCAUGCGACCUUCCAAAAGCUGAUCCAGAUGUACCAGCCUGCCAUGCUCAUUGUUGGCACUAAAGGUCGCUCCCUUGGUGGCAUCCAAGGACUGGUCAAUGCCCGGAAUUCCUUCUCCAAGUACUGCCUGCAAUACUCACCCGUUCCUGUUGUUGUUGUUCGGCCUACAGAGAAGCGCAUAAAAAAGAAGGUCAAGCGUGCCAACGACACAACUCGCCAGACAUACCUGGGAAUGCUGGCCGCUAGUCAUGGUCUCCACGAAGCCGAUAGCGAAACGAGCAGCACCUAUGAACUCGAGCCACAGGCCUCCCCAGACGAAGAGGCGCACCAAGUCGCAAAGGCCUUGGGGUUGCCUGCCGCCUUUGAUCCUACUAUUAAACCGCUGCGAGACAGUCUACUCCCGAGGUCUCGACCCUCGAGCCCCCAUCCCGCCGUGAACGGGACUCCAGAGCGACCGCCACUUGACCGGUCGCCAGGCAGCGCCGGCGGCGAUACAGAAGAAGAGGAGGAAGAGGAGGAGGAAGAAUUUGACGUUGUCGACGGAAUGGAUGUCCUCAACCAGCAACAGAAGUUGGAACUGCACAAGAUGGAAGUUGGGGAAGCCGCAGCCCUUAGAAAGGGCGUGGACGAUGAAGAAGAAGAGGAGUCGGAUGAAGCUCAAGAACUCAAAGAGGCGUCAUAG
Messenger RNA from Metarhizium robertsii ARSEF 23, 1068 nucleotides. Its product is annotated as universal stress protein family domain protein. NCBI's taxonomy places the organism in Eukaryota, Fungi, Ascomycota, Sordariomycetes, Hypocreales, Clavicipitaceae. Bases 1 to 1068 code for a protein of 355 amino acids. The record is from RefSeq and is a predicted model, not a curated record. The transcript has 2 exons.